This is a messenger RNA of Daldinia childiae, 1626 nucleotides long. RefSeq lists its product as uncharacterized. The transcript has a single exon. Lineage: Eukaryota; Fungi; Ascomycota; Sordariomycetes; Xylariales; Hypoxylaceae. The record is from RefSeq and is a predicted model, not a curated record. Bases 1 to 1626 code for a protein of 541 amino acids. Gene Ontology annotation, biological process: chromosome segregation; CENP-A containing chromatin assembly.
AUGGCACGACUGUCAUUGCCAACAACAGCCCGUCUCUCCCCAUCCUUACGAGUUGACCCCGCAAACAACACUGUGAUCAAAACUCUUAAUCGCCUUUCGCGAUCGUCGCUCCUAUCGCUUGUGCUAGACUGGUUAGACGAAAGAAACCAAUACCUAUGUCCGCCACUUCUCCGCCGACUAGAAGCUCCCGACAAUGAAGACGAAGAUGACUUUUACCCUCCCGCAGAAUCGCUGGAGGAGUUACGAGGACUCUAUGAGUCUAUGCAGGAUAGGAAAGGCGGCCGACGCGAAGUAGUCGACAGGAUUCUCGAAGGCGAUUGGCGAUACGGUCUUAGUCUAUACCAGCUAGCAAUGGCAGAUCUACAGUACCUAUACGAUCAUCCUGGCAGUCUCAAGUGGACUGCCUACCGUAUCCAACAACUUAAGGCUCCGACGCACGAGGAUAAUGCCGAGGGCCCGGAGAGAAUAGACAAAGAGUCGCUUGCUGUACCACGUUUCCAUCCGUCUACCUUCUUACAGAAUUUGCAGGCCGAGGUGCUUCCCGACGUCAAGGCCCAUUAUAACUUUGAUCGACCAAAGGACAUGCCGCUCCUGUUAUUGCGCAUUUUCAUUAUCGAUUCCCCUUAUAACACAGACCUAGCGGUCUCAACGAGACAUCGCGGCCGUCCUGACAGAAAUGGCAAUAAGAGCAUAUCGACAAGCUUUGAUGCCUCUAGGACUAUCUACAUUGCUUUCCCGGACGCCUCGCCGCACAUCUAUAUAUCUAAAUCUGCUACGGGGGGCGCUUCCUCGUCGGCAAGCGCGGCAGGUGAAGCAAAGAGCCUACGUGCUCUUAUUGUGGAGGGUAUUCCGAAGGCGUUGUCGCGACCACGCGAACGGUAUACCCUAAAGGGGACGAACUUGACAACAAAGAAUCUUGCUACCAUGUUGGCUGUGAAGGGCGCGGGCCGCACAAAUGCCGCAGGUGGUGGCUGGAGCAUCUACGCUGGCACAGGAACUUCAGAUCUUAAAACCGACAGCCCCUUACAGACAUUACUACCCACGCCGCCGUUAUCAGACGCAUCGUCCGUCGACGCUGAUAAGCCGGAUAGCGAUAGCCGUAAGCGUAGGAGACCUGUGAGUGAUCCAGCGGAUGUGGAGGAUGAGAAACAAGCGAAACAAGCACGUUUAGCAGCAGAGGCGCGUUUUGGCAGCGCCGCAAAAGUGGACGAUGGAAAGGGGAUAGAGAGGCUGGAUGUCUUAAUCGAGGACCCGUUUCCCGCAGAUAUUACUAAUUUCUCAGACGAUGAGGAGUUUGAAAUGCGAAGGGAGAAUGACGCAGACAGGGCAGCUGCACUAUCGCGACAGUCGUCGAAGGGACGUCGAAGUACACUCAAUAUGAGCGUAUUGGUAGAAGAUCAGGAGAAUGCUGAUGAUACUGGUGAUGGAAGGAGAGAAAACGACUGGGCGCCUCAGAUUAGGCUUUCUUUCCACGGGUCUCACGUCUUUGCAGGCAUACGGCAGUUAGUUGAAGCAGGGAUCAUUGACGGAGAGAAGAUGCCAGGGUGGAUGACGGGCGAGGAGGGUGUGACUAUCGGAGCUGUGCGGCACGGUAGGAUAAAAGGCUUCAAGGGUUCGGGAUUAUGA